CGGCGCCCCCUGGUGGCCCUUCGCUCUCCCUACAGCUUCCAAAAGGAGACGUGUCCCAUCUCAGAUUAGCUUGAACGGGCUCGCCGAUACACUGUAACGGACCUGGAGAAAACGGACGCGGAGAUGACAGAGAACCCGUUGGAGCCUUACAUCGAGUCCCUUCGGCAGCAGCUGGAGGAGCAGGACCCCGUGGUUCUGGUUGGAGUGAUCGUGGCUCUGGCGGUGGUUGUCAUCACCUGCGUCUUCUUGAAGUACUUUUUAACCAGUAAAACAGUCCGGAGCGCCGUGCUGCUGGUGGGACUGUGUGACUCUGGGAAAACCCUUCUGUUUAUCCGGCUGCUGUCAGGGAAGUUCAAGCGCACACAGACCUCCAUCACAGACAGCAGCGCUCCAUACAAAGCUAAAAACGACAGAAACUGCACCUGGACUCUGAUAGACCUGCCGGGACAUGACAGUCUGCGGUCUCAGUACCUGGAGAAGUUCAAGUCUGCAGCCAGAGCUAUCGUGUUUGUGGUGGACAGCGCCAUCUUCCAGAAGGAGGUAAGAGAUGUGGCCGAGUUCCUCUACAUGCUGUUGACGGACCCGGUGGUCUACAGAAUCGCUCCAACUCUGCUGGUGGUAUGCAACAAACAAGAUGUUGCGAUGGCAAAAUCUGCUAAACUGAUUCAGCAGCAGCUGGAGAAGGAACUGAACACGCUGAGAGUGACCCGCUCUGCAGCUCUGAGCGCCCAGGACGGCUCUGUAGGUGGCAGCGUGUAUCUGGGGAAAAAAGGCAAGGAUUUCGAGUUCAGCCAGCUGCCCAUGAAGGUGGAGUUCCUGGAGUGCAGCGCCCGCGGCAGCAAGGGCAAGGACGGGGACAGUGACAUCGAGAGCCUGGAGAAGAGCCUGGCUAAGCUGUAAACGCCGCAGCUCGACUCACCGGACGCACUUCUGCCUCAACAGGCACAAACCUCAGACAGGGAGCGUCUGCCGUCGUCCUCGAUAAUCAGAGGAGGGGAGACGAGACGCUUCCCUGGCUCUGUGCAACCUCAGCCUUUUAACUCCACUUAAACAUCCGUGCACCACAAAAAAGAUCUUUCAAACGUGGGAAAUCAUCCAGACUCACGAGUUUAACAGACAUUUGGGUAAUUGUGGACAUUAUGGUUCCUCUGAUCCGGCUUGUUCGGCGCAAAGUUUUGCUUCGCUUCUUUGUGAAAUCUGCAAGAGCAGACUUUGCUGUUGUGUGGCUGCCGUUAUUAAAGAGAAAAGCUGUAAACUGCCUUGUGAAAAAUAGACGGGUGUGCAUUGCGUUUCUUGUUUAACUCGGGCUGUUUGCCCUGUUCCUUUCCUCGUCGUCCUUAUUUUCAAUCUGUCGUUUUGCAGAAGAAAUUGCUCAGUUGUUUGAACGUUUAAAAUGAAUGUAUGCGUUUACUGUUGUCUUGCCUUAGUAAAAAAGAAACUUUUGUUUGAAUGAAACGUGUGA
Molecule: messenger RNA, 1462 nt
Organism: Poecilia latipinna (sailfin molly)
Lineage: Eukaryota; Metazoa; Chordata; Actinopteri; Cyprinodontiformes; Poeciliidae
Gene: srprb
Product: SRP receptor subunit beta
Exons: 7
Coding region: 124-900 (258 amino acids)
Molecular function (GO): GTP binding
Source: RefSeq, a predicted model, not a curated record